Molecule: messenger RNA, 1636 nt
Organism: Camellia sinensis
Lineage: Eukaryota; Viridiplantae; Streptophyta; Magnoliopsida; Ericales; Theaceae
Product: putative ethanolamine kinase
Biological process (GO): phosphatidylethanolamine biosynthetic process
Cellular component (GO): cytoplasm
Molecular function (GO): ethanolamine kinase activity
Source: RefSeq, a predicted model, not a curated record
AAGCGGGUGUGGUGUGGAAAUAGAAGGUCGCUAACAGACAAGAGUUCCAUUUCCCGGCAAGCGUGCAAUCCCCAAACGCUUCGAAUUAUCACCACUUGAAAUUUGUAGAGAGAGAAAGAAUAGAGAGAGAAUGGGAGCAGUGAAGAUCUGGAACGCCAUGGAAGUCGCAGAGGAAGCUCAAGAGAACGGCAGCUCUGAAAUCCUUUCUUCUUCUCUCACCGUGGAUCACACUCUCUCUCUUCCCCAAAUGACACCUCCAAUCAUAGAACUCUGUAAGGAUCUGUUCAAGAAAUGGUCAGAAUUGGAUAAUUCACACUUCUCUGUCGAGACUGUUUCUGGUGGCAUCACAAAUCUUUUACUGAAGGUGUCGGUAAGGGAAGAAAAUGGAAACAUAGUAAACAUGACUGUUAGAUUGUAUGGCCCCAAUACCGAAUACGUAAUCAAUCGGGAACGGGAAUUGCAGGCCAUUCGAUACCUUUCAGCUGCAGGAUUUGGUGCCAAGUUGCUCGGAGUUUUUGGAAAUGGCAUGGUGCAAUCAUUUAUAAAUGCACGCACGUUAACUCCACCUGACAUGAGUAAGCCAAAGUUGGCUGCUGAAAUUGCGAAGCAGCUUCGUAAAUUCCAUCAGGUGGAAAUUCCAGGGUCAAAAGAACCUCAGCUUUGGAAUGACGCUUUCAAGUUCUUUCAGAAAGCAUCCACACUUACAUUUCAUGAUAGUGAGAAGCAGAGGAUUUAUGAAACAAUUUCAUUUGAAUCCAUUCAUGCUGAAGUGUUUGAGCUCAAGGAAUUGACAGGCCACCUUGAUGCUCCUGUGGUGUUUGCUCACAAUGACUUGCUUUCUGGAAAUCUGAUGCUCAAUGAUGAAGAGGAGAAACUCUACUUCAUUGAUUUUGAGUAUGGAUCAUACAAUUACAGAGGUUUUGACAUUGGAAAUCACUUCAACGAAUAUGCUGGCUAUGAUUGUGACUACAGCUUAUAUCCUAGUAAAGAAGAGCAGUAUCAUUUCUUCAGGCAUUAUUUGGAUCCUGAAAAAGCACAUGAGGUAUCUGACAAAGAUCUAGAAGCUCUCUAUAUCGAGACAAACACUUACAUGUUGGCUUCACACUUGUAUUGGGCUCUAUGGGCUCUAAUCCAGGCAAAGAUGUCUCCAAUUGAUUUUGAUUACCUUGGUUACUUCUUCCUGAGAUACAAUGAAUACAAAAAGCAGAAGGAGAUGUGCUUCUCGCUGGCACAAUCUUAUCUCUCCAGAUCUCGGGUUGGGUGAAAUUGGCCAUGCUACACAUUACUAGCAUGCUGCUGUAUUCUGUGAAAUUGUAGGGAGAGGUCCAUUUGUGAAGCAUUCUUUUGGGCCAAUUUAGGAGAAAGAAAGCGGAAACAGAUUCGAAGAAAUAGUUGUGACUGCUGGCCGUGAUAUUGCAUUUUGUGAACCUUGUAUUUUGGUCAAUAAUAAAUUUGUAGCUUGUUUUAUUUCUUGGAUAACCUUCAUUUUCUAUUGUUGGAAAGUUUGGAUAAAUAAUUGUGAUUUCAGGAUUACCUGAAAGCAUAUUGUUGUAAUGCAGAACCAGCCAACCUUUUUUUUUUUUUUUUUUUUGUUUUUUCACAUUCAAAAUAUUGUGCCAUGAUGUUCUCCAAUUUA